AUGGAAAACAAUGACCUGCUCGAAAAGGCUUUAGAAUUGGGUACCACUUAUUUCAAGAGUGGAGACUUCUCCAAUGCCAACAAGCUCUUCACGAAAGCUAUCCAUUUAGCUUGCUCCUAUAGAGAAAGUGAUAUUGAAAAUCUGAGACAAAGAUGCGGUUUACCAAAGAGGUCGGUACAUGACUCAACGAAGACAACUCAUCCUCGCUUGGUGAAGUUAUUAGACAACAGAUCUGCAAGUUGGGAGAAGCUUGGUCAACUGCAAAAAGCUUUGAAAGACGCGAAGAAGAUGAUCCGAGAAGAGCCAUAUAAUGUAAAGGGCUAUAUUAGAUGCGGCAAAGUUUUACAGAAGUUGCAAGAAGACGACGAAGCCUACAAUAUUUAUGAAAAGGGCCUCAAAAUGGCAAAAGAGGGCAAUGAAAAGUUUCAAAUAAGGGUGAUACCCAAAUUUGUUGACAUCAUAAAAUUUCAGCAGAGACUCAUCAGAAGCCGAAAAGAACCAAAAUUGCAACGUCGUGAUAUUAAAGGUAUCAAGAGAAAACGGGAUGUCUCUAAUCAAAAUUUUAGUAGCAAUGAAAAACUUCUUAAACUUGGUAAUGAUUUUCACUUCGAUAUUCUCGGUCACUGUCCUCUGGAGAUAACUAAGAACAUUCUAAAAGAAUUCGACAGUAAAAGUUUGAGUUCUUUGAUGUUGGUAAGCAAAUCGUGGUAUUUUCGAAUUGGGAUUUUAUCGGAUCUUUUCAGGAGUUUUGACUUAAGUGGGAGUACUUAUAAGAGGAUACUGACAUUUCAACUUUUUGUCAAUAAGUUAUUCGAACAUCAAGGUGGUAUAAGAUUGCACACUCUUAAGUAUUCAUCUUCCACUUCGAUGGCAGAAGAUAAAUCUGUUUCCGCAUUACUGGACAUGGCCACGCUGUCGUUGAAAUCAUUAAGUUUACAGACAAAAGCAUGUGACUUUGAGCGACUAUCUGAGCGCUUUUCAAUGAAUAGUACCUUGAGCGGCAGCCUUGAGGAAUUAUCAUUAGUAUGUCACUACAAAAGAACUCUCUCGGCAUCUGCAGAGCUAAAUUUUUUGAGCAAGGCAACGUCUUUGAGGAGGCUUGAACUAUUUUUCCCAGACCUAAUUCAACAGCGCAGUAGUUCAAGAUUGAAAGCGCAAUCUUCAAGAAUUGAAAAGCAUAUCCUGCAAAACUUGGAAUCACUGAAGAUUGUGUGCGAUCUCAAAAAAGUUUCGCCCUUCUUCCCCUUCAAGUGCGCGUUGCUCGUUGACGAGCCGUACGCAAAUCUUUCUAAAGUAUCUAUAUGCGGUGUCACUUUCGAUUCUACAUUUGGGUUUGGUUGGAUUUUGAAUUUUCCUAACCUACGGGAAUUAUGGUUAGAAAAUAAUAAGAAUGUCUUUCUUAAAGACUUCAUAGAUGUCAUGGUUUAUUCACACGUAUUCAAGUGUAUGGAAAAGCUUACAUUUCGAGAACACAGAAUUGGAAGUAAUCCUGUCAACCUUCAUGAAUACCCUAAUCUUUUAGAGAACCCUAAUUUGGUCAGUAAUUUCUGCCACCUACGCAUCUUGGACCUAAUGGGUAGCUCUAUUGGGGGCAGAGGUCUACUUUCAAUAGUCACAUGCAUACCCAAUAAUGUUAUCAGAAGACUAAACAUUGGCGAUUGUCCUUUUAUGCAUUACCAAAGAAGCACUGACAAUGGCUAUCUCAAUCUAGGUUCAUUGCUACCAAAGCUACCCCACAUUGAAGAGCUUUUUCUUCACCAAUCCGUUGCAUUCGAUGACUAUGCCGUUCAGCUCCUAACGCAAAACGUCAAAUAUACGAAGAAAUUAAGGAAGCUAGACCUUUCAUUUAACAUGUCAAUAACAGGUGCCUCCAUAUAUGAGCUCUUAAGGGAAUUGAAAGAGAGCGAAUACAUAGUCUUGGAUAAGCUUGUAAUCGACGCUUGCCCAUCAAUUUCAAAGCACACAAUGAGCAUCAUCAAGCAGAAUGGUUUCGUUAGAGAACUAUCCUGCUCUUAUGAAAAAAUGACAUGGAAAAUAUUCGGAAUAAACACCUUAGUCACAGCAUAA
This is a messenger RNA of Lachancea fermentati, 2067 nucleotides long. Lineage: Eukaryota; Fungi; Ascomycota; Saccharomycetes; Saccharomycetales; Saccharomycetaceae. The record is from the annotation of a GenBank genome assembly.